AAAUAAAAUAUUGUUAGAAAAUAUUUUAUAACGAAUUUUCCAAGUAAACUAAGUUUUAUGUAUGAUAAUGGCAACUCCACCGGAAAAUUUUAUAAUCAAAACAGAAAUAACUGAAGAUGAUUUCGAAUGUUUGAUGCAACGAAUCGAUGUUAUAGAAGCAAAGCUUAACAAAGUUUUGGAGCAACAGGAAGAGCUCGGAAAAAUGUUAUUUGAAAGUAAUACGCUUUUGCGUAGAAACUUAGAGAUUUGUGACGGUACACCACAAAGGUUUCCGCUGCAGAACGAUAAAGAACUCCAAGAUUUGGAAGAAGAUCUUAAAUCAGAAAAAAAACACGAUAUUGUUGUCAGUAUGAGGCAGGUUCUAUGCGGAUCUAUUAAAAACAUUGAAAGAAUUCUUGGUAAAUCUUUAAUUUCUUCAUAUAAUUACGAUGGCUUUAAAGGGAAAAAAGCACUCAAAAUUUAUAAACACUUCAUGUUAUCGUUAUAUGAAGCUGUCAAGAAAAAUGGAUAUAGUUCAAGCGAUUUUCAAAUGGAAUUGCGGUCAACACUAAGAAAAAUUAAGAACAAAUAUCAGAAACGACAUAGUAGACAAAUGUGAUUUUAAAUACUA
Teleopsis dalmanni is the source of this 610-nucleotide messenger RNA. RefSeq lists its product as uncharacterized. The record is from RefSeq and is a predicted model, not a curated record. Lineage: Eukaryota; Metazoa; Arthropoda; Insecta; Diptera; Diopsidae. The transcript is spliced from 4 exons. Bases 62 to 598 code for a protein of 178 amino acids.